Messenger RNA from Aspergillus luchuensis, 159 nucleotides. RefSeq lists its product as uncharacterized. NCBI's taxonomy places the organism in Eukaryota, Fungi, Ascomycota, Eurotiomycetes, Eurotiales, Aspergillaceae. Bases 1 to 159 code for a protein of 52 amino acids. The transcript has a single exon. The record is from RefSeq and is a predicted model, not a curated record.
AUGGCGAUGUGGCAUGGCAUUGUUAAGAACCUCGAGGGCCGCCAUGACUCCAAUUUCUGGCAGUAUUCUAAGAGCCGUCCCGUUGGAUUCGUCCUCUCGCUAUUUGCCUAUCGCAGCUCAUCUAUUGAGCAGGCUCUUACUCCUUGCAGCAUCCUGUAA